CUGUGACAGCUGCAAAUCAAACGAUAUUAUAAAAACAGAACGUGUUCCGUUUUCAAGCGAGAUCAACGUCGUGUGCUCGUUUUUUCGUGGUCGUGCGGAGACUUUUCCCUGAUAGUGGUACGAAAUGUCAACAACAACAAUAGCAAGUAACGCUGUUAACGGCAAUCACUACGAGCAAUUGCAUCAAGGACGCACCAAGAUGUACAAGUCGAAAGUGGAUGUUGUGCUAGGUGCCCAAUGGGGCGAUGAGGGCAAAGGCAAAGUGGUUGACAUGCUCGCAUCCGAGGUGGACAUUGUCUGCAGGUGUCAGGGCGGCAAUAACGCUGGACACACGGUCGUUGCAAAUGGCACCGAAUUCGAUUUUCAUCUGCUGCCGAGCGGUGUCGUUAAUGAGAAAUGCAUUUCGGUCAUCGGCAAUGGCGUCGUUAUUCAUUUACCCUCGCUGUUCGAUGAGGUGCUGAAGAAUGAGGCUAAGGGCUUGAUACAUUUGGAGAAUCGUUUGAUCAUCUCGGAUCGGGCGCAUCUUGUGUUCGAUUUCCAUCAGCAUGUCGAUGGCAUGCAGGAGGCGGAGAAGGGCGGCAAAUCGCUGGGCACCACCAAGAAGGGCAUCGGUCCGGCCUACUCCAGCAAAGCCACACGCAAUGGCAUCCGUGUCGGUGAACUGCUCGGCGAAUUUAAUCUGUUCAGCGAGAAAUUCAAAUCGAUUGUGAACACACAUUUGCGAUUGUUCCCAUCGAUCAAGGUGGAUAUCGAUGCGGAGCUGGUGCGCUACAAGGAUUAUGCGGAAAAGAUACGUCCCUAUGUCAAGGACACCAUCUGCUUUCUGCACACAGCGUUGCGCAAUGGCAAAACUAUACUGGUGGAGGGUGCCAAUGCCGCAAUGUUGGACAUUGAUUUCGGCACGUAUCCGUAUGUGACGAGCAGCAAUUGCAGCAUUGGUGGUGUCCUUACCGGACUGGGUCUGCCGCCGCAAACGAUUGGCGAGGUCAUUGGCGUUGUCAAGGCUUAUACGACGCGCGUGGGAGACGGACCCUUCCCCACGGAGCAGUUGAAUGAAAUUGGUGACUUGCUACAGACGCGUGGCUUCGAGGUGGGCGUGACCACAAAGCGCAAGCGUCGCUGUGGCUGGCUGGACAUCCCGUUGCUGCAGUAUACAUCACUGGUUAAUGGCUACACUUGCAUUUGCAUUACGAAACUGGAUAUUCUGGAUACGCUGGCCGAGAUUAAAGUGGGUGUCAGCUAUAGGCGUAGCAAUGGCGAUAAGUUGGAUCAUUUCCCCGGCACCAUUAGCGAGCUGGGCGGCAUUGAGGUGGAGUAUGCCAUACUGCCCGGCUGGCAAACGUCCACGGAGCACGUACGCAACUUUAAGGAGCUGCCCGAGAAUGCACAAAGCUAUGUUCGGUUUCUGGAGAGCCAUCUCAGUGUUCCUGUGCGCUGGGUGGGCGUUGGUAAAGGCCGUGAAUCUAUAAUUAAUGUACACUAGUUAGCCAUACACACACAUAGACACCCACACAUACACACACACACAAGCUAUAUGAAUAUGCUUUAAGCUCCAUUUAAUCCAUUAUUCGAGAGUUGCUCCUGUGUCUAUGAACUCUGGACGUUUAACUAUGCUAACUACAAUAACAAACCACUUACCGGUAAAGUAAUAUUCCGACUAUAUUUGUAUCGACUACAACAAUUUGGACACAAACUUAAUUAAUUUUUCUUAGCUUAUUGCAUCUUUAAGUUUUAUUUGAUAUGAACAACAGAUAUACUAUAUACUAUGAUUUUGUUUUGUAACACUGCACAGAGAUAUGUAUAUCUACAUAUAUGUUCGUUUGUUGAGACGUACUUAGUAUUAAGACCGUCAAGUGCAGUUUUUAAAUUUUUAUAGACUAUUGCAUAAAAGUGAAACAGAUAUUUUCUAUUGUACAAUAACUAAUUAACGUUGAUUUAAUAUUUAAAUACAACAUUGUGCUUUGACUUGUAUAAUUUUGAAUUGUGUAAUCUGUGUGGAAUUUUUUGUAUUAAUUGGUCCUGUCGCAAAAUCUGUUGUGAAUGCGAAAUAAAUAAAACAAUACACAAAGA
This is a messenger RNA of Drosophila grimshawi, 2070 nucleotides long. RefSeq names its product adenylosuccinate synthetase (gene Adss). Gene Ontology annotation, biological process: IMP metabolic process; 'de novo' AMP biosynthetic process. Gene Ontology annotation, cellular component: cytoplasm. The transcript has 5 exons. Gene Ontology annotation, molecular function: GTP binding; adenylosuccinate synthase activity. NCBI's taxonomy places the organism in Eukaryota, Metazoa, Arthropoda, Insecta, Diptera, Drosophilidae. The coding region runs from base 125 to 1483 and encodes 452 amino acids. The record is from RefSeq and is a predicted model, not a curated record.